Cryptomeria japonica (Japanese cedar) is the source of this 1077-nucleotide messenger RNA. RefSeq names its product type IV inositol polyphosphate 5-phosphatase 6-like. The record is from RefSeq and is a predicted model, not a curated record. The transcript has 9 exons. Gene Ontology annotation, molecular function: inositol-polyphosphate 5-phosphatase activity; phosphatidylinositol-4,5-bisphosphate 5-phosphatase activity; phosphatidylinositol-3,4,5-trisphosphate 5-phosphatase activity. NCBI's taxonomy places the organism in Eukaryota, Viridiplantae, Streptophyta, Pinopsida, Cupressales, Cupressaceae. Bases 1 to 1077 code for a protein of 358 amino acids. Gene Ontology annotation, biological process: phosphatidylinositol dephosphorylation.
AUGUCCCAGCAUACCAACAUACAAGAUCUAAGGGUAUUUGUGGGAACAUGGAAUGUAGGAGGUGAAGCACCCCACACUCACAGUAGCCUCAAUUUGGAUGAAUGGGUACAGCCAUCAUCAGCUCCUGCAGACAUCUACGUUUUUGGGUUUCAGGAAAUCGUCCCUUUGAAUGCUGGGAAUGUUUUGGGUGUAGAAGACAAUGGCCCUGCUGCAAAAUGGUUGGCCCUUAUUCGCCAAACAUUGAACAAAAACACAAAUCAAAUCAAUUCAAGUGGGCCAAAUUACUGUCUGGUAGCCAGCAAACAGAUGGUUGGCAUUUUUCUGUGUGUGUGGGUGAAAAGUGAUCUGAGACAGCAUGUCAGAGAUAUAAGAGUCUCUUGUGUUGGUUGUGGGCUAAUGGGUUACCUUGGCAACAAGGGUUCUGUUUCGAUCAGCAUGUUAUUCCAGCAGACAAGCUUCUGCUUUGUUUGUACUCAUUUGACAUCAGGAGAGAAAGAAGGUGAUGAGAUACGGAGAAAUUCUGAUGUGAGGGAGAUCAUAAAGAAGACCCACUUUCCCCAAACAGACAAGAUUUUCUCUGAGAAAAGUCCAGAAAGAAUUUUGGAGCAUGAUCGAGUUAUUUGGCUUGGAGAUUUGAAUUAUCGUCUUGCACUUAACUAUACUGACAGCAAAGAUCUCAUGAAAAAAAAUAGCUGGGAAACCCUGUUGGAGAAAGAUCAGCUUCAAAAUCAGAAAAAAGCAGGACAUAUAUUUGAAGGAUGGAAUGAAGGAAAAAUAUAUUUUCCUCCUACUUACAAGUACUGCACAAAUUCAGAGCAAUAUACUGGAGAAAAUCUGAAGUCAAAGGCAAAGCGACGCACACCAGCAUGGUGUGACCGAAUACUUUGGUAUGGUAAAGGCUUAAAACAAGCCUUUUAUGUUCGUGGAGAGUCAAAAUUUUCUGACCAUCGACCUGUAUAUUCAAUUUUUAUUGCGGAUGUGGAACUUGUCAACACUAAUAAAAUAAUGGAUGCAAAUUUGGAUAUUCAAGGUUACAUAAGAUUUCAACCCUUCUUUAAUUGGUUUGAAAAAAGUUGA